Molecule: messenger RNA, 6312 nt
Organism: Platichthys flesus (European flounder)
Lineage: Eukaryota; Metazoa; Chordata; Actinopteri; Pleuronectiformes; Pleuronectidae
Product: regulator of G-protein signaling 12-like
Exons: 19
Coding region: 291-4916 (1541 amino acids)
Biological process (GO): signal transduction
Molecular function (GO): protein binding; GTPase activator activity
Source: RefSeq, a predicted model, not a curated record
UUCUUUUGUUUACCCAUCGUCCCUGUGAGUUUACCGAACCAACCCUAGCUACUCAACUAUGGAGCCUGGCCGAGCAGCAUCAUCGUCCGACGGAAUCAAGUAAACUUGCCCAUGAAUUGGAGCAGAAAGUGACACCAGGAUGGGAGGGCUAGCGAGACCGUGCCAGAACUGAGGCCAAACUCUCACUCCCCUGCUGCAUUCAGGACCGCUGCUCCCUGGAUAUUUCCUUGUGUUUCUGCCUGAGCAGAGCCCGGGAGACGAAUGAUGACUAACUGAAACUUAUUGAAGCGAUGGACUCGAGAAAUCUCCCUGGCACAAUGUUGAGGCCAGCAGACACAUCAUCCAAGAGGCGCCCGUGUGGUGGAAGUGGGCCAAACUUGCCUCCUCCUCCCCCUACCUCCUUCUCGCACCAGCAGGGCCGUAUCCACGCCGUGGAGGUGGCACGAGGGAGGACAGGGUACGGCUUUACUCUUUCUGGUCAAGGCCCAUGCAUCCUCAGCUGCAUCCUGAAAGGGAGCCCUGCAGACUAUGUGGGCUUACGUUCUGGAGACCACAUCCUCUCUGUUAAUGACAUUAAUGUGUCCAAGGCCUCACAUGAAGAUGUGGUCAAGCUGAUUGGACGCUGCUCUGGUGUUUUGAAACUAGUCAUCGCUGAGGGAGAACGUCAAAGGCGCCACCAUCACCACCAACGCGCCGCUGGAAAUCGUCAUCACAGCAGCACUACUCUGGGAGCAUCUCACCUGGACUCAUGCUCGAGCGAUGAUGAGUUGGAUGGCUUCUAUGACAACAGUGUUAACAAUAACAAUAACAGCAGGUCAGGCUGUGGCGCUCGUGGGGGGUUGUACAAACCGAAAAUGGAUUCUAAGCAGCUGGGCAUCAACAGGGCAGAGAAGGUGGUGGCCGAGCUGCAGUCCGGAGGAAUCUUUAACAUGAUCUUUGAGAACUCCAGCCAGUCGUCCAGUAGUUCGGACAAGGAGAGGCCGGGGGUUAGUUCAUCAUCAAAGCCUCGUCCUCUGUCUGACCCAGAGUUCCCACAGUAUCGAAGCUCCUCCUGUACCCAGAGCAAUCCCAACCUGCUCUCUGAGGAGGAGAUGGCUCAAGUUCUGAAUGACGAUUCAGUCUUCCUGGACUCAGACUUCCGUCACAUCCACAUCGACCCGCAUGAAGAGCAAGACGUAGAUGUAGGAGAUGAGGGCGGCUUGGGCCUCGAGCCUGGUGAAGGCAUCCUCAACGUGGGCAUGAUCGUUGGCUACCUAGGCUCCAUUGAGCUGGCCUCCUCUGGGACGAGUUUAGAGAAUGACAGCCUGCAGGCCAUCAGGGCCAGCAUGAGGCGUCUCAGAGCCGAGCAAAAGAUUCAUUCAUUGGUCCUAAUGAAGGUGAUGCAUGACAGUGUGCGUCUAUGCAGUGACAGGGGUCUGGUCCUGGCCACCUAUCCUGCAGAGAAACUAGCCUUCAGCGCCUGCUGUCCCGACGAUCGGCGAUUCUUUGGACUGGUCACGAUGCAGGCCACCGACGACCACGACUAUCAUCGCUUUAGCAACGGACAAGAUGAAGAUGGCGGUUUGAGGACUUCCUGUCACGUGUUCAUCGUGGACCCAGACCUCUGUCACCACCAGGUCCAUUUAGGUGUAGCCAGGAGGUUUGGCUUUGAAUGUACCCCCGACCCGGACACAGGAGGCUGCCUGGAAUUCCCGCCCAGCUCUCAGCCUCUCCUCCAGUUUGUCUCUGUCCUCUACCGAGACAUGGGCGACAACAUUGAGGGGGUUCGGGCCCGGGCCUUCCACGAUCCAGACAACGACGCCCAACAGAACCACAGCACCAGCAGCAACAGUGAUAGUGGGAUUGGCAACUUUUUACCAGAGGAGAAGAGCAACCGAGUGCUUUUAGUGGACCUCGGAGGUCCUCCUAAUCACAACCACAUCUCCGGGCCACGACACUGGGACAGCCCUACUUCCUCCCAGCAGGCCUGGAGCCCCACCCUAGGAGCCGCCGCCUCUCUCCCACCUCCUCCUCCUCCUCCUCCGCCAGCUCUGAGAAAUGGCCACUACCGCCACGAUCCACACCUGGCUGACCUCCCUCACCCUCUACCCUUGGCUCACCCUGAUGUCUCCAGCAGGCACUCCCGAGGGGUCCACCCUCACCACUACCAACUGGCGAAGCGGGGAGGAGCUGUGGGAGGAGGAGAAAAGAGAGGGGCUGGAGGAGCAGUAGGGGUGGAGCCACAGCGGUGGCUCCCAGUCCAUGUGCUUAGAGACUGGCGCCAGCAGCACCACAACAGCCACCUCCAGGGCCUGAGCAGCGACCAGGAGUCUUAUGCUGAAUCCACUGACGGGUGGUCAUCGGCCAACUGCAGCACCUUGCCUCCACCCAUGAAUAAGAUCCCUGCAGACCGCUACCGGGCUCCGCUAGCUCCGGGAGACCACCUGCCACCACCUGGAGGGAACCAUUCUCCUCCUCCGGCACAUCCCAACUCCCACACCCAACGGCUGGCCGCUCAGAAAGAUGAGUGGGCCAAGAAGCUGUUUGGCGCUGGAGACAGGGAGCGGCCUCGAGCAGAGAGAAGUGAAAGAGAGAAGAAACGGAGGAAUGCAAAGGAGGGAGAGAAGAAGGGCAGUCGGUUCCGUGGUCUCACAAUGGGCUUCCCUCCUCUCCCACAGCGCUCGUCAGCCCGACGCUCCUUCAGACGCUCCAAACGCCACAGCAUGGCCCGCUCCCUGGACGACUUGGAGUCCGCUGCAGUCUCCGAUGGAGAGCUGAACAGCGUGGAGCUGCAGGGCUGCAACAGCGACAACAGUCUGAACAGUAAUGCCAGCCUUCCAAGCGUCCAGAGCCACAGGCGCCACACAGAGAGGAGAGUGGCCAGCUGGGCGGUCUGCUUCGAGAGGCUGCUGCAAGAUCCCGUGGGAGUCCGCUACUUCUCGGAGUUUCUGAAGAAAGAGUUCAGUGAGGAGAACAUCCUGUUUUGGCAGGCCUGUGAGUUCUUCAGCCACGUCCCUGAGAAUGACAAGAAGCAGCUCUCCCAGCGUGCCAGGGAGAUCUACAACAGCUUCCUGUCCAGUAAAGCCACAACGCCGGUCAACAUCGACAGUCAAGCUCAGCUCGCUGAUGACAUCCUCAAUGCUCCCCGACCUGACAUGUUCAAAGAGCAGCAGCUGCAAAUCUUCAACCUGAUGAAGUUUGACAGCUACACACGGUUCCUCAAGUCUCUGCUCUACCAGGAGUGUAUGCUGGCGGAGGUGGAGGGCAGGCCUCUGCCGGACCCUUACCAUGUCCCCAGCAGCCCCACCUCCAAACACAGCACCACAGGCUCCGACCGCUCCAACCUCUCCACGCCCAAGAAGGAGGACAAAAAGAGUAAAUCUGGUCGAUCGUUAAAUGACGACAGCAGAGAUGACUCAGGCGACAGAAAGAAAGGCAUUUUCUUCUCAUGGUCCCGCAACAGGAGCUUCGGCAAAGGCCCCAAGAAGCGAGAGCUGACAGACUUCAACUACAAUUUCUCGGGCAGUAAUGGUCGGCGUGAAUCGCAGGGUUCACUGUCGUCAGGAGCCAGUCUGGAGCUGGGGACUUCAGGGUCUGGGAAGAAUGAGGGUGAUACUUCCCGUGGUGCUGUAUCGCUGUCAACAGAGCGCGGAGGGGGCAGCGCCCCCUUGAGGCAAUGUAACAUAAGCUUGCCGGAUGGCUCGUGUUGCUCUGUGCCACUGAGGGCCGGAGUGUCCAUCAGGGACCUGCUGCUGGGCCUCUGUGAGAAGCUCUGCAUCAACUUGGCAGCUAUAGACCUCUUCCUGGUCGGAGGGGAGAAGCCACUUGUUUUGGACCAGGACUGUAUGACGUUGUGCUCAAGGGACCUCCGACUUGAAAAACGCACUCUUUUCAGACUCGACUUAGUCCCUAUCAACCGGUCUGUGGGCCUCAAAGCGAAACCCACCAAGCCAGUGACAGAGGUCCUCAGGCCUGUGGUCGCCAAGUACGGCCUGCACCUCUCUGAAUUAGUAGCUCGCAUUAGUGGGGAGUCAGAACCUUUAGAUCUAGGGCUUCCUAUUUCCAACCUGGACGGGCUGAGAGUGGUGUUAGAUGUAGCGGACUCCACUCCUGGAAAAGCAGACAAACAGAAAGUAACUCCCUCUAAGAGUCACAUCCCGGCGUCUACGAGCAGAAACCAAUCUACAACUGGGGAGGAUAGGCCAACAGGGAAAGCCGGUUCAGCCCACCCCCGUGGGGAAAACGGCAAAGCUGGGCACAGCCCUGACCCAAGAGGCCUGGCCUUACCCAACAACUCUGGGUCUCUCCAUAAGGCUCCGGAGAAACGAAAGCAGAAAAAGAUUAAUAUAGACGAAGCUGAAGAGUUCUUCGACCUCAUAUCCAAAGCUCAGAGCAACCGAGCAGACGACCAGCGAGGCCUGCUAAACAAAAGCAACCUGCAGCUUCCAGACUUUCUGCGCCUGUCGCCAGGGGCAACCAACCCAUCGGCCCCUCCCCUCUUCGACCCUGAGCCCAGUUGCUCCACCCCUAAUUCCCGUAACCCCAACAACGGCAGCUUCCCUAGCAGCGGUCGCCGGGGCAAUAAGACAAACAGCAAUGACAGGGGCGGAGGCGGCGGUGGCCCUCCCUCGCUCAGCGCGAGCCAUCAGUCCCAGAGCCUGGACUCUGCACUGGGCACUGAGAACGGAGGGGGGAGGAAAUCCAGAGCACUGCCACCGUUUCCCGGCACCGUCUCCCCCGUCCACCCCUCAUCCGGCAGGGGGGAAUCCGUCCAAAUGCUGGAGGAGGACACCCUGUCCGAUCUGACUCUCGUGGGAGAGGGGGACAUUAACAGCCCCAGCCUCAACUACAUCACUCCCUCAGCCCUCCCCUGCAAACCCCAGCCCCAACAGCAAGCACGGAACAGUCGGCCUAGCUCAGGUACCUUCCCUGUGUGACCCUUUUGAACUUUCCCCUCUAUCUUCACCUGACUGCGAGCGGAACUGGAGACCCCACUGCCGUCAGGCUGAAGCCGCUUGUUGGUCUGUGGCUGAACGGCCCAGAAUGCAUCCAGAUCUCCUCCCUCUCGUUAUUUAGCUAGAACAUCUUUCAAUUCAACACAUCGCUUACGACACUCUAACGCUAAUCUCAGAUUGAAGUGUAAAUAAACAGUAACUAAUGUAAAAAAUACAAUGCUUAUAAGAGAAGUGAGGUUUCAUAUAGCGAAACAAUGGAUAGUGAGUGAACAUAGUGAUGUAUGCACUACUUUCAGGCCAGCAUCUACUGUACAUCAGCUGCAGCCCUAAAAUAGACGAGGCUCAUUCAGAGAGGAAAGAUGGAUGCAUUAGGUCCGGACGUGUCUUUUCCCUGUGUGGUGUGUAUCUGUGUGAACUCUUGAGCGGACUUGCUGUGGAAUCCAUUUUUCGGAGACGUAAGCUCAAGGAAGAGCUCAGGACAAAUUGGCGAUGACCAGUGCCAAACUCCUUCUUCUGGCACCCCCCUUCAUUGUACAAAAUCUAGCAAUGCACUUUAGCCUAUUUACAAUAAGGAGACUUAACACGUCUUUACAUGUCUUUCAAAAAGGUCUGUUCCACGCUCCAGUCACCAGCUCUCCCACCUCCAAAGUGGGACUGAAGCUUCAGCUGUGCUCUUACAAGUGGACUGUGGGUUAUUUCGGGUUUAUUAAAAGCCCGUCAGCACACUGCCAUGGCAGGCCCGACCCUUAAAACACAAACAUAUGCUGCAGCACCGUGAACACAGUCAUUUGCAUCAGCUGUUGUUUAUCAUCUAUGACACAGCACGUUCCACCGCUGUCCUCUCACAUCAAGCGUUUCUCGUGUCGCCCACGGAAACACAGACUGUGGCGAGCGGGCGGACAUUCAGCUCUCGCCCCCUGUGAUCAAAAGGUCCAGAGUCUUCUGCAGCGACUGUACAUGAGCGGCCCUCUUGUCUGUUCCUAAUUUUCCAUUCUUCUACUUUGUGCUUUUAUCACACAGCAGCACGUUUUUACUCUCGGCCCCUCCACAGUUUCACAGGGUUCACAGCUGUUGGCUCACUUCAGGGUUUCAGCUGUAAAUAAUUGGACUAAUAAAGACAAACCUUUUCACUUUUUACCAAUUCUUCAUUUUCAAGAAAACAUAUAUUUAUCCCACCUCCUUUUUCAUUUAAGUCUCAGUUAAAAGUAUUAACUUGUAUAUAGUCAAGUUUGUGAAACCAGUGUAUUGUUGUAGUAAUGGUUAAAAGGCAAUGCAGCCAUGCUGUUGCUUCAGUUGUGUCACAGUAGAAAUCAAUUCUCCUCUGUUCAGUUGACUGUACUGUCUGUAAAUAGAUCUAAUAAAUGUUUAAGAGGUUGAA